AGCCACCAUCUCGCCGAAACCAACCCUCGACCAACUCUCGUUAAUGGCCAAUCUCGUUCGCUCUGCGAAGUCCGGGAGUGACUGGACUGAUAAUGACCUCGACGCCUAUAACAUCCAGAUACGAUUUGAAGAUGCGGCAACAUUCUUCGGAACCGACAACCUGCCCCUGCCCGCAGUCGAUGAGGAGAUCCUGACUACGCAGGAGGCGGAAGACAUGGUACAUGAUAACAACGCGGAGCUCAUCAAUCUCCUGGAUCUCGCUAUGAAACCCAGAUCAGCCGAGGAUUCCGCUGUCGUCGACUUCGCCGUCCAGCUGUUCAGACAACUCGGCUACGCGAAACGCCACAGAGUCGCUCGCACUCGAAAGGAUAUUCCACUCUUCAUCUGUGGAGAGUGGAGACACGCGAAGACGGACGUCUGCCUCGUCGAUCGCCUGCAUAACGACAUCCUUCUCGUCGUCCAAGAGGAUAAGCGUUUUACCCCGGACGACCUGUGCGAGCCUCGAGCUCAGCUGAUCUACGAGGUGAUUGCCGCAUUCGACUAUAACAAUCGUUUGCGACAGUCGGCAGGAGAGGCGACUGUCGAAUUCAAGAUCAUGCCGGGAAUUGUCCUAGUUGGCACAACACCCACCUUCUACAAAAUUCCCGUCACCGAGUCCCUCGUGCGCGACAUGCACCACGGCACAUAUCCAACAGAAACGACCAUCGUUUCCGCGCAUGUCCCUACUCUCUCCAGGCCUAACCGCCGCUACAGCGAGGGAAUGAAGCCUCUUGACAAUAGGCAGGCCAUACUUCGUUGCUGCGAAGGGUUCAAAGGUGUUGUAGGAAUACAAGAUUUAUACUCUCCAGAAGCCAUCAGUUCUUGUCAUACGAGCAUACGAGACCUGCCUGCUAAGCGAAUGAGACGCUCGAUGCUCGGUCGAGCAUAGGCAGAAAUGACCACCACCGCUGCCUGAGUCCGAGGCAGACAACGUCGCCCAUACCCACCCGCCAUCGUUUUCGUCGCUGUCUCGCGAACCCCGUAGCUGAUGCAGAUGCAUGACGCUUGCUUGCUUCACCGCCUCGAUGCCACCUCCUCACCUCGGUCCCUACAUCCAGCCCGAGGCGCAAACUUGUUAGAUGUUGUAUUCUGAUUGUAUUGAUAGGAUACCACUUACUUAUCGCAGUAUAAUUGAUCUCAC
Messenger RNA from Laetiporus sulphureus 93-53, 1180 nucleotides. RefSeq lists its product as uncharacterized. The transcript is spliced from 3 exons. Lineage: Eukaryota; Fungi; Basidiomycota; Agaricomycetes; Polyporales; Laetiporaceae. The coding region runs from base 44 to 928 and encodes 294 amino acids. The record is from RefSeq and is a predicted model, not a curated record.